AUGAUAUCAAUACUAGUUGUUGUUCUAAUCUGUGGUAUUUGUGGUAAUGCUAUUGUACUUGUUGUUGGUAUAGUUAAACGAAACUAUCAAAAUAAUGUUACUAAUUGCUAUAUUAUGAAUUUAGCAAUAACUGAUUUUCUUUUUUUGCUUAUUUCUGUACCAUUAACUGGUUAUUUAGCAAUUAAAAAAAUUUGGAUUUUUGGUGAAUUUAUAUGUAAAAUGCAUAUUUAUCUAGCACAUGUUCUAUUACAAGCAACUUGUUAUACACUAGCUGCUAUGAGUAUAGAUCGAUAUUUGAAUAUAGUUCAUGGCCAAUGGUAUCGACGAUAUCGAAAACCAAAAUGUGCUCUAAUUAUAUGUUUACUUAUUUGGGCAAUUUCCGGUGUUUUUAUGUUUCCUUAUGAUUAUGUAUUACAUAUUGAUGUUGAAAAACAUAAUCACUCAUCGGUUAUGCUUGAUUGUACUGUUAGUGAUAAUGAUUCUUUAUUUUCAUCAUGUUUAUUUACAUUUGUAUUUUACUAUUUAUUACCUUUGUCAAUUAUUGGUGUAUGUUAUUCUCGUGUUUUAUUACAUGUCAGACGUGGAGGUCAUAAAGUGGCCAAACUACUUUAUGGUAAACCUCGUUUAUCAUUAGAAAUCAAAAGACGUCGAAUACAACGUACAUUAUUGGUGUUAACUCUAGCAUUUGCACUUUGUUGGCUGCCAAUUCAUAUACUUGAAUUAUUAAAUUGUUCACAACUUCUAUCACAUGCAUUUUAUGUAAAACAUGUACAUAUAUUAACAGCUGCUCGAGUUAUUGCUCAUGGAUUAUCAUAUUUUAAUUCAUGUUUAAAUCCUUUACUUUAUGCUAUAUUUAAUAAAGGUUAUUUUUCUGGUGGCCUAUAG
Rotaria sp. Silwood1 is the source of this 885-nucleotide messenger RNA. The record is from the annotation of a GenBank genome assembly. NCBI's taxonomy places the organism in Eukaryota, Metazoa, Rotifera, Eurotatoria, Philodinida, Philodinidae.